Messenger RNA from Pleuronectes platessa (European plaice), 2056 nucleotides. It is a transcript of the gene psmd7, whose product is annotated as proteasome 26S subunit, non-ATPase 7. Bases 92 to 1084 code for a protein of 330 amino acids. Gene Ontology annotation, biological process: proteasome-mediated ubiquitin-dependent protein catabolic process. NCBI's taxonomy places the organism in Eukaryota, Metazoa, Chordata, Actinopteri, Pleuronectiformes, Pleuronectidae. The transcript is spliced from 8 exons. Gene Ontology annotation, cellular component: proteasome complex; proteasome regulatory particle. Gene Ontology annotation, molecular function: metallopeptidase activity; protein binding. The record is from RefSeq and is a predicted model, not a curated record.
GACGCAAAGCGGAAGUGCAGUGCGGAGCGGAGUGGCAGUCAUUGUGUGCUGCUGGUAGUUUGUGUGCUGUUUAUCGUCCCUGCGACAGAAAAUGCCGGAGUUAGCGGUGGAAAACGUGGUGGUUCAUCCGCUGGUGCUGCUCAGCGUGGUCGACCACUUCAACAGGAUAGGGAAGGUUGGCAACCAGAAACGAGUGGUUGGCGUCCUCCUUGGAUCCUGGCACAAAAAAGUUCUUGACGUCUCAAAUAGUUUUGCAGUGCCAUUCGAUGAGGAUGACAGGGACGACUCAGUGUGGUUCCUGGACCAUGACUACCUGGAGAACAUGUAUGGCAUGUUCAAGAAAGUUAAUGCCAGAGAAAGAAUAGUAGGAUGGUACCACACAGGACCCAAAUUACAUAAGAAUGACAUUGCCAUCAAUGAACUCAUCAAGCAGUACUGUACCAAUUCGGUGUUAGUCAUUAUAGAUGUGAAGCCCAAAGAUCUUGGUCUACCCACAGAAGCUUACAUCUCCGUGGAGGAAAUACACGACGAUGGCACACCAACAUCCAAGACAUUUGAACAUGUGACCAGUGAGAUUGGAGCUGAGGAAGCAGAGGAAGUAGGAGUGGAGCACCUGCUCAGAGAUAUCAAAGAUACCACAGUGGGCACUUUGUCUCAACGCAUUACGAACCAGGUUCAUGGCCUAAAGGGACUCAACUCAAAGCUGCUGGACAUCCGCUCUUACCUGGAGAAAGUGACUGCAGGGAAACUUCCCAUCAACCAUCAGAUCAUCUACCACCUGCAGGAUGUCUUCAACCUGCUGCCAGAUGUGAAUUUACUGGAGUUCACAAAAGCCUUCUACCUGAAGACCAACGACCAGAUGUUGGUGGUCUACCUGGCCUCACUCAUACGCUCAGUGGUGGCCCUGCACAACCUCAUCAACAACAAGAUUUCGAACCGAGACGCAGAAAAGAAGGAGGGACAGGAAAAGGAGGAAGGCAAGAAAGAGAAGAAAGAUGACAAAGAGAAAAAAGAUGAGAAGGACAAAGACAAGGAAAAGGAGAAAGGAGAUGGUGCCAAGAAAGAUGAGAAGAAGAAAAAAUGAGAGUUCUUCCUUUUAAGUCUUCUCUCAAAUCACGUCAUCUUCAUCUGGAUGGUGCUCUACUUUGUGCCCACAGUCACAGCUCUGUAUGUGGGUCUCAGGCUAAAAGUAGAGCUCUAUAUGGGGAAUGGUGUCAUUUGAGAUUUGGCCUCACGGUCACAAGUGGCACUCAUAAAGACUCUUAUUAUCGUACAGAGAUGAUGAUGUUUGCUUCUUUGGCGUUUUGAACUAUAAGAACACGUUAACUGUUUUUGUAGUUGCCCAUCCUCCUGGUGUUGUACGACACCUGGUGUUGCUUUUUUUGUAAGAUGGAGAAAUGUUUUUUUUUCUGUAUCACUUAUUAAAUUGGAAUCCUAUUCAAAGUGUGUUGUUUUUGCAUUUUUCAGUUUUGCUCUUCUCUCUAAAUUUAAAAACUGUUCAUUGUUGUCCAACAGGUGUAUGUUUUGUGAUCAUUCUUUCAAAUGGAGUAAUGGAGAAGGUGUGUGUGUGUGUGCGCAUGUGAGGGUGUAUGUGUCACGUGCAUGUGCCUCAACACUGACCUUGUCAGGACCAGGCAGAACAUAAUUUCAGAGGUUAGAGAAAAGGUUUUGGUUAGGCUGUCCAGAAUAAUUGGAAGUCAAUGUGAGUCUUACAAAGAAUAGCUUUCACAAAUCUGAGUGAGAACUCCUCAUUGGCCAGUCAACUCAAGUAUAGCAUGAACAGAGCAUAUGUACAUAACUUGUAUCAGAAGGUCCUUUGGACAAACCUUGUUAAAAUGAAUAUUACAUGAGAAAAAUGAAACAUUUCAAAUCCAUACUAUACACACUUGAAUAACAUGCAGUUGGAACAUUGACUUUGAAAAUUACACUUGAAAUUCAAAGUUUCCUUAUUCGUCAUAAUUCAGUAUAUCAUUUGGAACGAAAAUGGCAUAGAUUGUUAAACACUAUACAAUAUUGUACUCUACUUAUUAUGCUAAUAAAGAUCUAUACAUUCAGA